Molecule: messenger RNA, 2702 nt
Organism: Myotis lucifugus (little brown bat)
Lineage: Eukaryota; Metazoa; Chordata; Mammalia; Chiroptera; Vespertilionidae
Gene: AP4S1
Product: adaptor related protein complex 4 sigma 1 subunit
Exons: 7
Coding region: 677-1111 (144 amino acids)
Biological process (GO): protein transport; vesicle-mediated transport
Cellular component (GO): intracellular membrane-bounded organelle
Source: RefSeq, a predicted model, not a curated record
UCUAAGUGCAUGAAGCCAGCAGCCCGGGUGAGAAGGCACUUCCAGUUGCGGGAGGAAACGAACACUGCACAGGUCAGCGACAGGCUUCAGAGCAGCGCUGGGAAGAAGCCCGGUGGUCAAGGGGCAAGCAGGUACCAACUCCAGGGGAGGGGGCCAGACGGGCCAAAUGGGAAAGGGGGGUGAUCCGGGAAAAGGUGGUAAAAGACCCGUCCCAGGCCCUCUCCUCGGGCUCUCCGUCUGCAGGGGCCACACACGAGAGCAAGUUCCGUGCUCAGCAGCCCACGCCGGACUCUCCCCCCGAGAGGCGCUCAGCCCCCGGCCCCGGCGCCCGGCAGGCCGCCUCCAGAAGCCCCCGCAGACGCCAUAGUCAGAGCCAAAAUGGCUGCCCCGAGGAAGCUCGCACCGCGCAGCUAGCGAGGGCUGGGGAAACCAGCUUCUGCGGGGCCGGGGGAGGAGGACUCCCGGAAGAACCGUGGCCAGGACCCGCGCCCCCCCGAGCCGCACAGCAUCUUUGCUAGUUGUGAAGAUCAGAAAUCGUUACUUCAUCUCUAUAUUCUUCUGGUGCUUGACACAUCAGUCCAACAAGACUGAUGAGUCCAUGGAUCAAACGUUCUAAUUAUAGCCACCCUUGCCAUAACUUUUGAUUUAUAUUUGGAAAAAUACUGUCCAGAAAAAAAUGAUAAAAUUCUUCCUCAUGGUGAAUAAACAAGGGCAGACCCGGCUGUCUAAGUACUAUGAGCAUGUGGAUAUUAAUAAGCGUACAAUUCUGGAAACAGAAGUCAUCAAAAGCUGUCUCUCUCGAUCCAGUGAACAAUGCUCUUUCGUUGAAUAUAAGGAUUUUAAGCUGAUAUAUCGGCAGUACGCAGCUCUCUUCAUCGUGGUUGGAGUUAAUGACACCGAGAAUGAGAUGGCAAUUUAUGAAUUCAUCCAUAACUUUGUGGAAGUUUUAGACGAGUACUUCAGCCGAGUGAGUGAAUUAGACAUAAUGUUUAAUUUGGAUAAAGUACACAUCAUUUUGGAUGAGAUGCUAUUAAAUGGCUGCAUUGUAGAAACGAAUCGGGCAAGAAUUCUUGCCCCUCUACUAAUUCUUGAUAAGAUGUCAGAAAGCUGAAUAACGGAAGGCUCUGCCAGGAAUCGUCGAGACAAGAAAUGAGAGCAUGGAAUACCUCCUAGCAUUUGUAGCCCAAAGAAUCUGAAGAGCACACUGCAAAAUGGGGCAUCUUUCCAAAGACAUUUUAAAUAGGUGUUUUUCAGUUCAUAAAUGGAAAACAAAACUGUAUUUUAAAAUAUGUACAAAGAAAAAUUUUCUCUGAGAGAUGUUUUAUUUUCUAACCAUAAACAUUUCCCCCCACUUGUUUAAGUUUUAUUAAAUAAAAUGUUGGUUUCUCCUUCCCUUUGCAAAUUAAAUUCAGGAAUAGCACCAUGAGGUGGGAAGUGUGGCAGCUCUUUAUCAGCCAAUAAAAAUGUAGAACUGGCAAACAUACAUAGCACUUUGUCUUCUGAAUAUGACUGUCUAACUACUAUGCUGUACUGAAAGUGCUGUAAUUGAUAUAUGAAAACUUUUUAAAAGUCUUAAAAAGUCAAAAUUUUAGGGGUGUGGGUAAAAAAAAAGUCAAAUUUUACUAUGUUGUGUGUCUAAUGAAAACAUCAGGAUUAAAUUUCAUUUGCCAGUUUCUAAAAGUGUGCAAUCCAUUUUAUGGGCACUUGGCAAUUACAAUGCCAUCAUGUAAUUAACUAGAGUAUGUUACUACCAAUACUACUAGUAAAUGGUUAAACAUUGAAAGAGUCCUUACCUCUUGGCACACCAUGGCCCCUGGGCACCCAGCAUGCACUGCCCUGCUGCCCAAGAGGAAGCUCAGCUCUGCCAAGAGAGCAACAGAGGAGCUCAAAGGGAGAUUGGAGAGGUUGUCGGCUAAACCUGCUUCUGCAAAAGUGGAAACGAAGCCAAAAAAGGCAGCAAGAAAAGGUAAAUCUGCAGACAAAACAGUGUGUAUCAAAAGGGAAAGGGAAGUAAAGGGGAAACAGGCCAAGUGACUAACCUACAGAUCUACCUGCGGAAAACAAACUAAAAAUGAGGCAAGUCCAGCCUCAGAUGAAGCAGGGGAAAAAGAAGCCAAGAAUGAUGAACACCAUCAUAUGCCAUGUCUUAACAGUGGUCCCUGUCUCCCUUCUUAUACAUUAAAGAGGAAUAUUUUUGUCAACUAUUCUGUAAAUGCAAAUUUUUUUAGUAGCCAUAGAAACAUUGAUAGAGGGAAUUCCACCUCACCUCAUUUUGUGUGUGUGUGUGUGUGUGUGUGUGUGUGUGUAAAUGCUUUUAAGAGGUGAAAUCAUUUGCUGGCUUAUUUUUUGGUACAACCAGGAAAUAGUGGGAUACUGAAUAUAGUAGACUUUGAUUGUCUUGGGUGCCAGCUUAACAUUCCAUAAACAGGGAUAGUUUUUAUAUCUUACAGUACAAAGCAUACCAAGUGGCAAUUUGGAGUCAGUCGCGCAUUUUCUAAGUCUUGAACAUUUUAAAUUACUUCUGUUCCCAUAUUGGUAGAAUUGUUUCCUCAAUUAAACUCCUUGAUCUUGGCUCUGUCAGAAUUUUGUGCAUCUGUAACAUCUUUGGUGUGAUAGUCCAGUUUUACUAGUAACUUUGUUAAUGUGCUGUGAAAGAUCAAAAUUUUGAUGUAGUAUAUAUAUUAAAUUGUGAAUUAGUGGGA